This is a messenger RNA of Thelazia callipaeda (thelaziosis nematode), 954 nucleotides long. The record is from the annotation of a GenBank genome assembly. Lineage: Eukaryota; Metazoa; Nematoda; Chromadorea; Rhabditida; Thelaziidae.
AUGGCACUAAAAGGGAUAUUGGUGAGUGCUGCGCGAGGAUUGAAAUUCUUUCCGACUACUACACAUUAUGAUCUCGUCUUGUUUGAUAACAAUCCCGAUGGUAAGACACUCAAAGAAAAGCAUGUUGUACAGAACAGCAAAUUGUGCACUGGUGCAUUUUCUCUGUCGCUUAAGCCUUCUCUAGCAAAUAUCCACGGUUUAAGACCAGCAUUCGAGUUUUUCGCAAAUACAAAUAAAUGGUUGUUUUCUCAUGCCGAUUCCAGCAAUAUAUUUCAAAAUGUGGUUAUUUUCACAAGUGGAGUCCCUUCCAGAGCCUUUAAUGUUUAUGAGGAAAAGACUACUACGAGUAGUGAGCAAAAUAAAGAGCCAGUUAUAUCUGAACGCUCUGUGCAGGCUGAUGAAACUUCUAGCAAACAUUCUGAUUUGAAGAUUUUAGUAGACGAAUUAAAAGCUGAUAUGCACAAUAUGUUGGCUGUAAUGCUUUUCGAAAAUGGAUAUUUUGAGGAUGCAGUUUGUCAUUUACAUUCAGCUGUAAAAUUAGGCUCUAUCAGGGCAUUGUUUAAUCUUGGUUGUUAUUACUGCUUUUGGAAAGACCCUGAGGUUGAUUUCGAUAAAGGGGCUGGUUUUUUCAGUUUAGCAUCCAAUCGCGGUCAUGUGCAAUCUAUGUACAAUUUGGGUGCUUUGAAUCUUAGAAAACUUUUGCGGCAUUCUGAUACUAACUCUGGUGUUGAACUCAUUGAGGAAGCUGCAAAGCUUGGCUGUUCGGAAGCACAAUUUCAUAUGGGCAAAUUCAUGUUACAACUCAAACAUUAUUCCAGAGCCGAGUUUUACUUCAGUAAAUUAGUACAUAUAGAUGAAUACAAGUCAGAUUUGAUUUCUUGGCUUUCUGUAAAAGAUAUUCCAGUGGAAGUUCAUCAGUUGUUGAAAAAGUUACUUCGUAAUAGUGCAAUUUAA